Aspergillus pseudotamarii is the source of this 1901-nucleotide messenger RNA. RefSeq names its product amidase. NCBI's taxonomy places the organism in Eukaryota, Fungi, Ascomycota, Eurotiomycetes, Eurotiales, Aspergillaceae. Bases 25 to 1845 code for a protein of 606 amino acids. Gene Ontology annotation, molecular function: catalytic activity. The transcript is spliced from 4 exons. The record is from RefSeq and is a predicted model, not a curated record.
GAUCAAAGCAUUCAACACAGUACCAUGGCUGGCUCCAAACAACACCAAUUCAAAGAUUAUCCGGAGCCCAGAAAGGGGCCUGAUCUUCCACCCACUUAUGACCGGAAGCCCAACCCGGCACUCCGCGGCGUCAUUCUAAAUGUUGGGGCGUGGUUGCUGGACUGGUUGUGGUUCCUACCACAGAUAAUCUGGUCGAACGCGGGAUUUGGGUCUCUCCGGGCGAUCCGGUCCCACCUGGAUUACAUUGAGCCUCGUUAUGACCCAACUGUUGUCCCUGUGAAGGGUGGUAGUGAAGAAAAUACCGAUGGUUCUGUCGUGAACACGGUAUCGGCACCUGCAGUGACAUAUCCUACUAAGUAUUACUCGGUCGCGGAUUACCAUGAGCUUUACAAAUCGGGAGACUUGACACCUACUGCGGUCGUCAAGGGACUCCUCCCGUUAAUCCGUCGCGAUUUGUCCACGCCUGGUAAACAUUCCAUUGCAUUUAUUGACAGUCGAGUCGACUUUGUUCUUGCUGCAGCCGAGGCGUCUACCCGUCGUUACAGAGAAGGGCGACCGCUCGGCUUGUUCGAUGGUGUUCCUGCCGCAGUGAAAGAUGAAUUCGACCUCGAUGGGUACCGUACUAAUAUUGGCUCGCUGAAUGAUUACACGCUUGACCCAAAAUCGGGCGAUCCGUCCAUUACCAAUUGGUGUAUUAGACAGCUGGAGAAAGCUGGAGCGAUCGUAGUGGGAAAGGUCUCGAUGCAUGAGUUCGGGCUUGAUACAACUGGAAACAAUAUUCACUACGGCACUCCGCCAAACCCAUAUCACCCGGACUACUACACCGGCGGAAGUUCCUCCGGCUGUGCAUACGCCGUUAGCACAGGCCUAGUCCCCAUCGCUCUAGGUACAGAUGGUGGAGGAAGUGUCCGUAUCCCAUCGUCGUUCUGCUCCGUCGUGGGGCUAAAGCCGACUCAUAACCGACUUUCGCAUUAUCCAAGCGUCAACUACGCCAGUACCACCAGUGUGAUUGGGCCCCUCGCUGCAGACAUCCGCUCUCUCGCUGAAGCGUAUCACGUUUUCGCCAAGCCAGGUCCAGAUACACCAUUCCCAGCUCCAGGCCCGCUCUCAUUGUAUCCGUCGACCAGAGGAAAGAAGAUCCUCGGUGUCCCAGAAAUGUGGUUCUCCCGAGCGACCCCGGACGUCCAACGUCUAUGCCGCUCCCUGCUGGACAAGCUUGUCACUGAGAAAGAUUACUCCGUUGUGCCAAUCGACAUCCCCUUCCUCAUCGAGGGCCAGACAGCCCACGCCAUGACCAUCUUAACUGAUGCUGCGGCUCUUCUCCCGGAUACCACCAACAUCACUGCUCCCAAUCGCAUUCUCCUGACUCUAGGCCGUACGACACCCGCUACUGACUAUCUUCUCGCGCAGAAACUUCGUCGCCUUCUGAUGGAGCAUCUUGCCGCCCUCUGGGAAGAAUUCCCUGGCAUGAUCAUCGUGACUCCUACUACUGCAUGUGCGGGUUGGCCCAUUGUCUCCAAGUCGGAGUUAAAAUGGGGACUUAGUGAUGGCGACCGCACGCUGAAGGCCAUGGAGUACGUCUGGCUGGCAAACUUUACUGGUAUUCCUGCGAUUAGUGUUCCGGCGGGAUAUGCCGAUCCGGAGGGUAAACAUAGCAACGAGGGAACGAUUCCGGUGGGGCUAAUGGGGAAUGGAGAAUGGGGUAGCGAAGAACAGUUGUUGCAGUGGGGAUUGGAGGCCGAGGAGCUCGGGGCAGACUUGCGUGAGAGGCCACCAAUUUGGGAGGAUGUUAUUCAGAGGGCGAAGUGGGCUGCAUCUAACAGUGGUUCUGGCGAAACUGCAUAGAUACAGUGGUACAGAUAGACUUUGUAGAUCCUUCAAAGAGACAUUAGAUACGUCGU